Tyto alba (common barn owl) is the source of this 4230-nucleotide messenger RNA. RefSeq names its product coiled-coil domain containing 148 (gene CCDC148). The record is from RefSeq and is a predicted model, not a curated record. Lineage: Eukaryota; Metazoa; Chordata; Aves; Strigiformes; Tytonidae. Bases 185 to 2044 code for a protein of 619 amino acids. The transcript is spliced from 17 exons.
GGAGGGAAGGCGCCGCCGGCCCCGCGGAGCGCAGCGGGGCGGGCGGGGGUCGCGGCGGGCCCGGGGCGGCCGCGCCCGUUGUGCGGGGCCGCAUUCCCGGGGGAGGGCUCCUCCGGCGCCGCCGCCGCUGCGGAGCCCGCCGGCCUCCUCGCGGUAUAAAAAGUAAAAAUGAGUGAACUGGACCAUGGAGCAUUCUUUACAAUUCAUAGGAUUAAUGAUGCAGGAGAAGGGUUCCAGCCCCUUGACCAUCUCCAUGUCCUUCUCUGGAUCUGCUUUAACAGAAAAUCUGGUGGUUCCUAUGAGAAAUGGUCUUUGCAGCCAGAAGUAUAAACCUGUUGACUACAAACAUCUAUAUGAACUUGCUGCAGUAGAAAAAAUGGCAUCUGCAAAAAUUCAAUUAAAGAUUAAAAAGGCAGAGCAAGUUUCAAAAAUUAACAAAGAGCAAACGCUGCUGAAACAGCACCGGCAAGUGUGGUGGCAAGAGCAUAAAAGACUGAAUGAGAACAGACAAAAAGUGGAAGCAGAAAUAAAGACUUUUCUUGAUGAAGCAAGCCAUAAGCACAACUUUUUUUUACAUAUGAGGGACUUGGAGCAUAAAUUAUCAAAUGAGCGGGAUACAUACCAAACAAAUACUGUAGUUCCAAUCUGGCAACUGAAAGAGAAUUUGAAAUUCAGACUGUCUGAAAUGCAGUGUUGCCUCUCAGAAGAAUCUCGUCUGAAAUCUAAGAUCAGUCCAGUUGAGAUGUUACACCAGAUCCAAUUUGUGAAGAAGCAACAGAAGGCAAUUUUGGAAUUCCUCAUCAUUGAAGGUCUGGCUUCGGAAAGAGAGCUUGAAGAGUAUAAAACAAAAGCAUUAGCACAUUCUUUAGAAGAGAAAAAUGGACUUUUCCUUAAAGUUCCUUCAGCACUACUUUCUUUGGAAUGCCCCUACCCUGAUUUGAAGACCUUAAUUAUCAAUGAAUACCGAAAGCUUGCAAGUGGGUAUUGGUCUAAGCUUCAGGAGAUUGACGAACAGUUAAAUGUUUUAUAUAGGAACAUGGAAUGGAAGGAAGAAGAUCAGUGGGUUUUUCAGACUGUUAUCAAUCAGUAUCCAAGUGAUCUUCAGAGGAGGAGGACUUUGUACCUUGAUGUGCUGCAGAGGUACCUUCCCCACAAAUCUAGGCAUGAUCUGGUUGUUCAUGAGAAAGCUUGGGAUCGUUGCCAUUUCAUUAAGAAUCAGCGCAGAGUCUUGAUGUUAAACUGGGCCCAAGCUAGGAAAGCCUUUUUGAUUAAGGCAGUGAUGACUGUUGCUGAGGCCUCUGCUGCUCAUGAGACAGAAGUAGUGUUGGCUAAUACCAGACAAAAGCAACAGGAGAUUUGUGCUGAUCUGAAAGCAAAGGUUCUACAGUGGAAAGUACAGCAGGAAGAGGCUGCUAAACUAGAAGCUGCUGUAGCUGCCAGAAGAAAAGAGAAGGAAGAUGAGAAAGAAAGGCUGCAGAAAGAGCAGGAAAUGAUUCAUAGAGCUCAGGAGAAAGAGAAAGUAAAAAAGUACUGGGCUGAGAAACAACUCAAGUGGCAAGAACAGGAAGAGAAAGAUCUACGAUGUCUGGAGGAAUUAAGAAAAUUAAUGGCUGAACAAGCCGUUAAAGACAGAGAAAGGGUAAAAUUCAGACAAGCAUUACUAGAAAAACGGUUGCUGGAGAAAAAGGAACUGGCCCUUCAAGAAGCACGUGAAGAAGAGGAAAAAGCGAAAUGCCUUGAAGCACUCCGACAGCAGGUUGCCAUUGUUGCAAAACUGGAUCCAGCUAGAGUCGCGGCAGAUACAGUGGCAUCUAAAGCUCGGAUGGGCAUCGGAACCGAAGAAGAGUUUGAUCUUCAGAAGCCCCUGUUUAAGUUGCACACAUACAGAGACGAGCAGAUAAUUUCUGACCCUAGACUUCGUGUUGAGCUAGCUCUUCGAGAAGCCGGACUUCAUAAAACACUUUAUGCAAGAGAGAUUUUACCAAAAAUUCCUCCAUUGAAGCUUCCAAGAAGAGAGAUGGAAUCUACAGCUUUUAAAAUGUAGAGCGCCUCUCAUAUCAGGAGUAGAGAAGCUUCAAGGCUGUUCGGAAGCAUCACAGCGAGCAGACUUUGGUUCCUUGUCCUGAGCCAGACGAUGAAUUACACGUCUUCCCUUCACUAGCUACUUAAUCAGCUGUUGGAGAGGAGAAUAAAAAUGGUGCCUGGCUUUAUGAGAAUUGAUUUAUGAGAACUAUCUUCACAGUGAGACUGCCACCCCUUUUAGCCUUUCCUUCAGAGGAGCUGCUAAGGACCUAUCCUUUGCUGCUCCGACCUCAUGCCGUCUGCUUCGGAGGCAUUUGAAUCGUGGCCUCUGCUUGGCAGAUGUUGUAAAAGGGUGGGCCAAGCCCUCGCCUCCAAUACCUCCUCUCACUCCGAGGUCUAAAUUUGGCGAGUGCAGCCCACUUCUCUUUCCUGUGUCUACUCUUCGAACAGAAGAGCACAUGUCAAGAGCUGCUCCGAAAUACUCGGGGUGGUUUUCCAGCACAGAGCCUGGCUACGACCUCCGAGCAGAAGGCUGAAAUCUGUCACCGAGCGUGCCUUGCAGGGGUGGUGCAGGCAAGGAGAGCUUUGAGGGAUUCCUCAGCCGCGGCGAGGUGGGAAGUCCUGAAAAAGAUGAGUGAGAGAAGAGGAUGCUGGUGGCCAAGAUGGCUUUGGGAGAUGAGGGCUAGCUCAAUUCGACCCCAGGGCUUCGGACCGCAUGGAGACAGAUCUGGAGGCUGGCUCAAAAAUCUGGAGGCUUCAAAAUGUUGUUUGGUUUUUGUUUGGUUGGUUUUUGUUUGUUUGUUUGUUUGUUUUUUUUUUUCUGUAUUGUGUGAUUGAGCCUUUGAGGUUUACCUCUCAAGCGCCUGCCUGUGACUGGAAGGAUCAGAAGCCUCUCUUCUUGUUCUUCACAACCCCCAGGGUGUCCAGGACCUGUGGCUUUGUUGUGACCCCAAACCAGAGCCGGGAUGAGCUGGUGAGCAGUGGCCAGGAGCCACCACUGUCCCUCGGCCCUCGGCAGUGCCUUUCAAAGCUUGGCAGUUAUAGUAACAAACCAUAAAUCGGGAGCAGGAAGAAGAGACUCUUUGGUAACGUCUGAUGUUGCUUUAGGCUUUUUCAAGAGGGAUGUGGCCGUGCCGGUGGGCUCGGUGCCCGUGGCAGCGGGUGCGGGAGGCCCUGCGAGGGCAGGCGUUAUUUGGGGGGAACGCCAGUGGGCUUCUCCUCUCCCUCCCAGAGCCGCGAGGGCGCCCGGGGUCCCAUCCCUGCCGCGGGGUGUGCCGGUGCCGGCGGUGCUCCCCCGUCACCGUGCAGCCAGGGUGACGUCCGCUUGCUGGCACGGACCCGAAGCGAGCGCGGAGAAGGGUUUGGGGAGCCUUCAGCCGGGUUUGGCAACGGGACAUUAAUAACAUGUGUUACAAGCCCUGGAACUUAAAUAUUUUGCUGCUAUAAAUGUUAGCAACGAGAGAUCUCGUUACAUUUAAAUGCCAGAUGACAGAAGCAGAGGCCAAAAAAAGCACCCUCCCCAGCCAGGCGGGAAGAGAAGGGGGCGGCUGGGCCAGCGGGGCCGUCGGGACGCGAGGCCGGCCCUGGGCACACGGGGACACCCACGCCAGGCAGGAGCGGGCAGGGGGACGGCCCGGCUGCGGGGAGGAAGGGGCCGGGGCCUCGCUCAGCAAAACCCUGCUGAGCGUGGCACCAAGCGUGGCACCGAGUGUGGCACUGAGCGUGGCACCGAGUGUGGCACCGAGUGUGACACUGAGUGUGGCACUCACUGUGGCACUGAGCAUGGCACUCAGUGUGGCACUGAGCGUGGCACCCACUGUGGCACUGAGCGUGGCACUCAGUGUGGCAGCGAGUGUGGCACCAAGCGUGGCACUGAGCGUGGCACUGAGUGUGGCACCAAGCAUGGCACCGAGUGUGGCACUGAGUGUGUCACCAAGCGUGCACUGAGUGUGGCACCAAGCGCAGCACUGAGGGUGGCGCUGAGUGGGACACUGAGCAUGGCACCGAGCGUGGCAUGGGGUGGAGGUGUGCCAGCACCCAGUGCCAGCACCCAGUGCCCAGCACCCAGUGCCCAGUGCCCAGCACCCAGCACCCAGUGCCAGCACCCUGUGCCCAGCACCCAGUGCCAGCACCCAGUGCCCAGCGCCCAGCACCCAGUGCCAGCACCCAGUGCCCAGCACCCAGCACCCAGUGCCCAGCACCCUGUGC